Molecule: messenger RNA, 1175 nt
Organism: Aspergillus sclerotioniger CBS 115572
Lineage: Eukaryota; Fungi; Ascomycota; Eurotiomycetes; Eurotiales; Aspergillaceae
Product: Aldo/keto reductase
Exons: 4
Coding region: 238-945 (235 amino acids)
Molecular function (GO): oxidoreductase activity
Source: RefSeq, a predicted model, not a curated record
CCAGUUCCAUUAGAAUGAUUACCAUCCAGCGAUCACUCCGGCCUCAAAGAUAGCCAACACGAUGAAAGCCGUGCCGUCUGUCAGAUUGAACGACGGCACAUGUAUUCCCUGUUGGAAACUAUUCACCUUGGAAUUGUUCCACUAACCUGAGAGGUAUCUCGUUUGGUCUAGUUGGGAAAUUCUGUCAUUCCCCAGGUAAGUUCAGGUGUGCAUAGGUACCCACUCUCGCUACACCUGAUGGUUGGUGAGCAGCUCUCUCUGAACACAGAGGUAACGGAAGCAACUUGGAUAUGGCAGCGGUACAGCGUGGCCGCAAUCCGACUGGGGUAUCUCCAUCUCGAUGGCGCUGAGAUCUACGGUACUGAAGCUGAACUAGGCCUUGCCAUUCGAGAGAGCGGCGAGAAGCGAGAGGAGCUAUUCGUGACCAGUAAGGUUGGCGUAAGCAUUGCAGAUAUCCCACGGGCCAUCGACACAAGUUCGCGAAAGCUCCAACUCAGCUACAUUGAUCUCGAUCUUCAGGAAGCUGGGGCUUCUAUGGAGAGAGUGAAAGCUGCUGGAAAGGCGCCGUCAAUCGGAGUCUCCAACUUCCUACAGGGCCAUCUGGAGGCCGUCUUGGAGACAGCUACUAUCCCGCCAUUCAUUAACCAGACUGAGUUUCAUCCUUACCUACAGCAUGACAAUCUACUGCAGUUCCAUGAGCAUCGAGGUAUCACGACUGCCAGUUAUGGAACCUUGGCCCCCAUCGUUCGGGCCAAGGGGGGUCCGCUCGAUGGCCUGCUGCCACAUUUAGCAAGAAAUAGCAAGGAAUCCCACCUCAGCAGCUAUCUGCGUGCUUUGACCUUCCAGUUGACUCCUAGAGAGGUUGAAGAGAUAUUCACUGCCGGUCAGCAGAAGCGUUUCAGGGCUUUCUGGCAGAAGAAGUUUGCGGCAUCCGAUCGUUCUUGAGACUGGCCAGCUGGGCACCCCUGUAUGUUGGGCCACUGUCAAUUUCCGCGCUGUAUGUAUUAACAUCCAGUCUUUGGUUCGCAGCUGCGAUUCUGGGCCAAUAAAAUCCGUUGGAUAUUGUUUUUCGAAAGUUUACGUUGUAGUCGGGCUCACAAAACCGGUUCCUUUGUCGACUGAAGGCUCUACUUUAAUACGGGAGGAGGAUAAAGAAAUGGGCUGGACAGAAUAGA